AUGAUGGAAAUUAAGAAAGAUAUAAACGACAUAAAUACAAAACCAGAUGAUACGAAUGCAAACAAGAAUAUAACAUUGGAUCCCUCAAUUGCACACCAAAGAUCUGUAUCAAAUAACAAAAAUAGUAAUAAUAUAGUUUCUGGAUCAGUAACGCCUAGGAAAUUAUCAGAACUAUUGAUGAGGAGAGGUCCAUUAGCAAUAAGACACAUUACACAAGCAUUAAAUGAAGACAUAACGAACUUUAAAGAUUUAUCCAGCUCAAAACAAAGAAGGUUAAUUAUGGGUGCAAUGGAUGAUGGAGAUAAAGAUAAUCGUAUUGUAUUUGAAAAAGUAGGUUGGGGUCAAUGGUCAGCUAGACAACUUGAUGACAAUGAAGAUUUCAAUACUGUAUUAGAUAUUACAAAGAAAAAUAAUUUGAAAGUUAGAGAUGCAGCCUCGACUGCUAAAGAUGAUAACAAUAAUAUUGGGAUUAACACCAAUGCUAAUGUUAAUACUAAUACUAGUAGUAGUAGUAGAAGGAGAAGCAGUAAUUCAGCGAUGGUAAAAAAGCCGGAGACAAAAACUAAAAAUAAAAACCAUCCAAUUUCUUCACCUGCCAUGACAACGAACUCCCCACAAGCUGAAUCGUUGUCUCAACCUUCUGUGCUAUAUAUCGACGAAGAAGUCUUAGCUUCGGACGAAGAAGACGACAUAGAUAUUGAGAAUAGAGACAAGGAUAUGUUUGCUUUCAAUGGGAGAAGGAAAUCAACUGUUGUCUAUGCUUCUAAUGUUGCUGGUGAUAAUGUGGCGUCUACUGCUGACGUUACAGAACAUGAAUUGAUGGCACGCCAUAUCAGGCCUAAACUGAGAAAUAAUUCAAGAACACGAAGAUCAAGUUCCAAGAGUAAAUCUAGGCCAUCUAUAAAUAAAAUGGUGCCGUCCACCGUGAAUCAACAAACUGACAUACAAACAUUUCAACACCAACAACAUUUUAUCAGCGGACAAUCGAACAAAAUUGAUUUAGACCUAUUAUCUCGAAGCACUUUAAGUGAACCACCAUCUGAACGACCCUCUAGGGUUUCAUUCUCUAAAGAGUCUGGGAUAAGAUCGACAUUAUUUGCUUCUAAUGGCAUGUAUAAAGGAGAAGAAAAACGCAAUACUGUUGGUUCUACUACCUUCAACAAUACUAGUUCAGAUAUGUCAAACAGGUUUGCAAUACCUCAGAUAGCUUUCAAGAACCCGCAUAUCGGACAUAACACAGUGGAAUCAUUUAUACCACCAUCUGCAGAAGACACCAGUCAUAAUAACCACGAAGAGAAGCAGACACCAUCAGAUACUACGGAAGACGAAGAUUGGGCGGCCAUGGGGGCCGAAGUUCUACGAAACGUCAAGAAUAGUGGAACACAGAACGUAUUGCAACGGAAUCAACAUGCCAAUAAUGUUGAUGAUCGGAAAGAAUCACAACAUCGAAGAGGCACAGAUGAUGAGAAUGAUGGAGCCAUUUUGUUAAUGAAUCUUAUGAAGUAA
This is a messenger RNA of Naumovozyma dairenensis CBS 421, 1506 nucleotides long. RefSeq lists its product as uncharacterized. Lineage: Eukaryota; Fungi; Ascomycota; Saccharomycetes; Saccharomycetales; Saccharomycetaceae. Gene Ontology annotation, molecular function: sequence-specific DNA binding. The record is from RefSeq and is a predicted model, not a curated record. Gene Ontology annotation, biological process: positive regulation of transcription from RNA polymerase II promoter by glucose. Gene Ontology annotation, cellular component: nucleus. The coding region runs from base 1 to 1506 and encodes 501 amino acids. The transcript has a single exon.